Messenger RNA from Apodemus sylvaticus (European woodmouse), 3797 nucleotides. RefSeq names its product endothelin receptor type A (gene Ednra). Bases 501 to 1817 code for a protein of 438 amino acids. The record is from RefSeq and is a predicted model, not a curated record. Gene Ontology annotation, cellular component: membrane. Lineage: Eukaryota; Metazoa; Chordata; Mammalia; Rodentia; Muridae. The transcript has 8 exons. Gene Ontology annotation, biological process: G protein-coupled receptor signaling pathway; enteric nervous system development; vasoconstriction. Gene Ontology annotation, molecular function: endothelin receptor activity.
UUAAAGAUCCCUGCCCUUCGGGGCCUGGCGGGGGCAGCAGCUUUGCAGCUUGGUGGCUGCUCCCCUGAGGGCAGGCGGGAUAGCUCUGCUGCAGUUCGGUCCCGGAGUCGAGAGGAAGGUCUGGGAGCCUGUGGAGCCAAAGGAAGAUCGCGGGAGGCGUGUUCCUCCGGAGUUUGCUUUUCCUUAGGAGCCUCGCGCGCACACCCAUCCCCUCUAGUCUGGCAACUGUGUCUAGGAGGUGGGGAGCCUCUCUCCGAUCCACUGGACAAUCGCUGGAGCUUGGAAGCUGGGCGAGAUCUCCCCUAGAGAAGACCGGCGAUCCGGGGAAGUUUCCCCUAGCCUAGACUGCGCUGCAGCCCCGGUCACCCGCCACCCGGCGCGCCGCCCGCCCGGUCCGUGUUCUCCAGCUCAGGCUCCGUGUCUGGCCCGGGCGCAGACCUGGCGCCGUUUGCGUCCGAGGAGUUCUAAGGUGAAAAAAAGAGAGGCGUGAGACCACCAUAAUGAGGCAGAUGUCUCUUCAACUCCACAUGAGGAAGGAUGUCUUUUGCCUUGCGGCGUCCUUUUGGCUGGCCCUGCUGGGAGGCGUAAUCGCUGACAAUCCUGAGAGAUACAGCACUAAUCUGAGCAGCCUCACGGAAGACUUCACCCCUUUUCCGGGGACAGAGUUCAACUUUCUGGGCACUACCCAUCGACCUCCUAAUUUGGCCCUGCCUAGUAAUGGCUCAAUGCACGGCUAUUGCCCAGAGCAGACUAAAAUCACGACAGCUUUCAAAUAUAUCAACACUGUGAUAUCCUGUACCAUUUUCAUCGUGGGAAUGGUGGGGAAUGCGACUCUACUAAGAAUCAUUUACCAAAACAAGUGUAUGAGGAAUGGCCCCAAUGCACUCAUAGCCAGCCUGGCCCUUGGAGACCUUAUCUACGUGGUCAUUGAUCUCCCCAUCAACGUGUUUAAGCUGUUGGCGGGGCGCUGGCCUUUUGACCACAAUGAUUUUGGAGUGUUUCUCUGCAAGCUGUUCCCCUUUUUGCAGAAGUCCUCCGUGGGCAUCACCGUCUUGAAUCUCUGCGCUCUCAGUGUGGACAGGUACAGAGCAGUGGCUUCCUGGAGCCGAGUUCAAGGAAUCGGGAUCCCCUUGAUAACCGCCAUCGAGAUCGUCUCCAUCUGGAUUCUUUCCUUCAUCCUGGCCAUCCCAGAAGCAAUCGGCUUCGUCAUGGUGCCCUUCGAGUACAAGGGCGAGCUGCAUAGGACCUGUAUGCUCAACGCCACGUCCAAGUUCAUGGAGUUUUACCAAGACGUGAAGGACUGGUGGCUCUUUGGGUUCUACUUCUGCAUGCCCUUGGUGUGCACAGCAAUCUUCUACACCCUCAUGACCUGUGAGAUGCUCAACAGGAGGAAUGGCAGCCUGCGGAUUGCCCUCAGCGAACACCUCAAGCAGCGUCGAGAAGUUGCGAAGACCGUGUUCUGCUUGGUUGUCAUCUUCGCCCUAUGCUGGUUCCCUCUUCACUUAAGCCGCAUUUUGAAGAAAACCGUGUAUGAUGAGAUGGAUAAGAACCGGUGUGAACUGCUCAGCUUCUUACUGCUCAUGGAUUACAUCGGCAUUAACCUGGCAACCAUGAAUUCUUGCAUAAACCCAAUAGCUCUAUAUUUUGUGAGCAAGAAAUUCAAAAAUUGUUUUCAGUCAUGCCUCUGUUGCUGUUGUCACCAGUCCAAAAGCCUCAUGACCUCGGUCCCCAUGAAUGGAACAAGUAUCCAGUGGAAGAACCAGGAGCAGAACAACCACAACACGGAACGGAGCAGCCACAAGGACAGCAUGAACUAACCCUCCGUCAACACCGUGCAGUGUGCCUUCCAGUCCUUGGACGGAAACGGUCACACAGCAGCUGCGCUCCCAAAACCUCCCAAGCGUCUCCCCUGCUCCUUUUCAACGUCCAGCCUAAGAAAAGCUCUCCUGCCCUCCCAACAGCACGUGGUGGACUGGUCCCCGACACAACCAAUGGGUCUUUCCUGAGUUCUGUGUAUGAUUUGCAUACUACGAUUGUCAUCUCCAACGCUUGAAAACUAGGAGAGCUGAGGGAGAAAGGAGAUGGUUCGAGGAAGCCACAUAUCUACCACCUUUGCAUGAACAGAGUUUCCAAGUUCAUGACCAGCUUCCGUGCAGUUCUGUAGAACUGUUCCUCCUAAGAUUCCAGAGCAGUGCUUCCCAACCUUCCCAAUGCUGCAACAUUUUAUACAGUUCCACAUUUUCCAGUGACCCCCAACCAUAAAAUUAUUUUUGUUGUUACUUCAUAACUAUCAUUUUGCUACUGUUGUGAACUGUUAUAGUUAUCUGAUAUUUCUGAUAGUCUUAGUCUGCCCCUGUGAAAGGGUCAUUGGCAACCCACAAGGUAAGAACCACCACCACGCCCUAGAAAUCAUGUUGAGUUUGAUGGCCCAUGCUUAUAAUCCUAGAAUGGGAGAGGUGCAGAAAGAUGACCAGGUGUUCAAAGUUAGCUUCAUCUACACAGUUCAGAAAAGCUGGGGCUACAUAAUCUCACAAAACACAAACAGACAAAAAGUAUUUAAAAGUUAUGACAAGAUUCGUUAUUAUUAUUAUUUUAUAACCAAACACAUUGUGAGGUUAAAAUACUCUUAGAAAUGUCACUCAGUGUUAGUCUUUUGUGACUGUGUGGUAGUCUAGAAAUGAUCGUUUCAUCUUCUUUACAUGUAUUUUGAAAAAGAAGAGGAAGAAGAGAGGAAGAGGAGGAGGUAGGGAGAGCAUCUGAUGAGGAUUUUGGUUAUGUUUCUACAGUACUGUUUUGUUUGGAAAACAUGAUUUCCAAAGCUGACACAGACACAGACCCAUUACCUCCACAGCCGCUUAACAGUUGCCAGCCAAAGAAUUUUUAAGAACCUGUAUUUUCUUUUUAUGUUGUUGUUUGGUUGGAUUUGGAUUUGUUUUUCAAGACAGGGUUUCUCUGUGUAGCCCUGGCUGUCCUGAAACUUGUUUUGUAAAUCAGGCUGGCCUUGAACUCACAGAGAUCCUCCGGCUUCUGCCUCCCAAGUGCUGGGUUUAAGGACAUGUGCCAUGACAUCUGGCUUGAGCAUAUUUUUAUGUUAAAUUAAAAAUAACAAUAGUUGGGAGCUGGGCAAGAUGGCACAUGCUCCGUGCUUCCCACUCAACAAUGGAGCUGAGCAGGGGUGGGAGCAGGAGUGGGGAGAGGUACCUGCACUCAGUCGAGGGACUCGCCUCCAGGUAACAAUAACUCACAUAAAACUUGGAUCAAAUGGUUCUAUUUUUCAUAAGCCCGGUCUUUUUUGAUGUAUUUUUUAAUGUGAAACCAUGUCCCGCAGUUUAAAUGUGUCACUGCAGCAUGGCUGAGACUUCCAGCCCCAUGUCUGAAACGUGCCUAGGAAAAAUCUGCUGGGGGGCCUUGGAGGGGCCUGGACGUUUUCUACAAGUUUCCCAACAGUCGCACAUAUAGAUUGCAUGUCUCCUUUGACAGUGAUGACUGGCUGCCAGGUUUCCUGCUCAUUCCUUUUUCUAGACAGGAAACAAUUUCAAAGUGGCCAAAUGAGCUGAUUGUGUCAAGUAAGAUGUACUUACACCUGCCGUGAACCUUUAACUCUUUGCUCCUUUCUGAUUGUUAGACAAACUUAAAUUUUCAUCCUGUCCCAACUCCUCGGUGGUCACUAUUUCAAAGGGCCCAUGGUGACUCUGCUGGGCAUUUUCCCAGAUGUUUACAGACUGUGAGAAUGACAAAUGUCUUUUAUUUUAUGUGUAUAUAAAUAUAUAAAUAAUUGUACAUUUUGUUUAGCCAAA